This is a messenger RNA of Porites lobata, 730 nucleotides long. The record is from the annotation of a GenBank genome assembly. Lineage: Eukaryota; Metazoa; Cnidaria; Anthozoa; Scleractinia; Poritidae.
AUGUAUCACCAUGUAUUACCAUGUAUAGCCAUGUAUAGCCAUGUAUUGCCAUGUAUAGCCAUGUAUUGCCAUGUAUACCCAUGUAUAGCCAUGUAUACCCAUGUAUAGCCAUGUAUUGCCAUGUAUACCCAUGUAUAGCCAUGUAUUGCCAUGUAUACCCAGUUAUAGCCAUGUGUACCCAUGUAUAGCCAUGUAUUGCCAUGUAUUACCAUGUAUAGCAAUGUAUAGCCAUGUAUAGCCAUGUAUAGCCAUGUAUUACCAUGUAUGGCCAUGUAUACCCAUGUAUAGCCAUGUAUACCUAUGUAUAGCCAUGUAUACCCAUGUAUAGCCAUGUAUUGCCAUGUAUAGCCAUGUAUUGCCAUGUAUACCCAUGUAUAGCCAUGUAUAGCCAUGUAUUACCAUGUACAGCCAUGUAUUACCAUGUAUAGCCAUUUAUAGCCAUGUAUUACCAUGUAUCACCAUGUAUUGCCAUGUAUUACCAUGUAUUGUUAUGUAUCACCAUGUAUUACCAUGUAUAGCCAUGUAUUACCAUGUAUACCCAUGUAUUGCCAGGUAUGUCUGCUACCCUUUCCGAACCUUGCUGAGGAAAAAAGACACCCAAAGAACCAUAGCAUGUAUUACCAUGUGUAGCCAUGAAUACCCAUGUAAUGCGAUGUAUUGCCAUGUAUUACCAUGUAUAGCCAUGUAUAGCCAUUUAUUGCCAUGUAUUACCAUGUAUCGCCAUGUAUUA